Messenger RNA from Oncorhynchus nerka (sockeye salmon), 2161 nucleotides. Its product is annotated as adhesion G protein-coupled receptor E5-like. The transcript has 10 exons. NCBI's taxonomy places the organism in Eukaryota, Metazoa, Chordata, Actinopteri, Salmoniformes, Salmonidae. Bases 205 to 1452 code for a protein of 415 amino acids. Gene Ontology annotation, cellular component: plasma membrane. Gene Ontology annotation, molecular function: G protein-coupled receptor activity; calcium ion binding. The record is from RefSeq and is a predicted model, not a curated record. Gene Ontology annotation, biological process: adenylate cyclase-activating G protein-coupled receptor signaling pathway.
GACAAGUGUAGUAAAAACUCACUCAUCUGUGGGCACAAUUCAGCUUGCUUCAACACUAUCAUGUGCUUUCACCCAUGGAAUUAGCUGUUAGGAGGUCAAAGGUCAAGGGGGUGGGAUGACCUGAAAUAUUCUGCUUUUACAAAAUGUUAUGCUGUUUUCAAAUGAAACACAAUUACCUUGCUCCUGUUACAGCUUUUAAAAUUCAUGUAUUUUUUAGGCAUUACUGUGUGUGUUUCUCUGGGUUUAAUGACUACUGGUGGCACUCAACAAUGCUUGGACAUAGACGAGUGUGUUAAGAUCCCAGAUAUUUGUGGGAAAUGGGGAACCUGUCGUAAUCAGGGUUGUAGCUACCUGUGCACGUGUCCCAAUGGAUUUAGGAACUCUGGCAACGGACAAACUCCGUGUGUAGACAUUGACGAGUGUAAUACAGACGGAGUAUGUGGAAAUGUGGGCAUCUGUCAAAACCUGAUUGGCAGUUAUUGGUGCCAGCGUCCUGCUGGAUUUACUAACUUUGGCAAAAACCAAGCUAAGUGUGUAGAUCUUAAUUGUGACCAGUACGAAACACAGCCUGGACAGACUCUACCAGGCUUUGAUAGUUUAUUGUCUCUGUUGAGAAACAACUGUUUGGUGUUGAGCAACUCUAUGUUGCCUGGACCGACAAGACUGCUGCCAACUGGAGAUGUGCUUUUGACAUUACUGGUUAAUGCCACUGAUGUUGUUCAACUGGGCCUCCAGUCCAAUGGUCACCUUAGUAGCAGUGAAGUGACUAAGUUACUGAGGACGAUUGAAAUCUCUAUCAGACUGAUCGCUCCACUGCUGACAGAGAACGUGACCAGGAUAGAGACCAACCACACAGAGGUUGAGAUUAUGGUGAGAAGAGACAAGACUCCACCUGAAGGACCAGUCAGCCUGACCAAUGAGAACACUCAACUUGACACCACCUGGGAGACGGUGGUUGGAGAUGACCAGAAUUACCCAGGGUUUGCAUUUGUUUUUCUGCUCAGCCAUAAGAAUCUGGAUAGUCUGAAGGACAGUACUUCUCAUCAGAGCCAGCAGCUCAUGUCCAGUGCUGCGACAGUUUCCGUUAGCAACUCCAACACAACAUACCUGCCCCAACAGGUUAAUCUCACCUUCAAUCACCUGCAGUCCAGUGAUGUUGACCCCACCUGUGUUUAUUGGUCGGAUGAGAAUGGACCGGGGGUGUGGUCUGGGCGGGGUUGUACCUUAGUGACGUCAAACUCCAACCAGACUGUGUGCUCCUGCAACCAUCUCAGCACAUUCGCUGUGCUGAACGAAAUGCAACAGCGGGCAGCUGUCGUUGGUGAUGUGGGUGGGUGUUUUUGUGGCACUGACCUGUGUGGUCCUGUCCCUGAUCACCACCCUGUGGUGUCGCUUUGUCAGCCGCAAACGCCGUGGAGGACGCCGGCUGCAACAGGAUGUACAGCUACAUAGAAAAUAAGACAUGGAUUUGAACUAUUUGUGUUCUAAGAAAAGCUUUACUUGGAAUCCAUUUGAAAAUAUUGUCUCUUGGCUUGAAAGGACAUCCAAUUGCCAGAAUUUGUAUUUAUUUAAGUAGUUUAAAAAUGUACCAAACAAACAAAAACAAAAACACAACUUUUUAUGAAUAUAUUUUUCAUCUAUAGAAAUCAGUUCUGAACUGUAAUAGAUGAGCUCUCAUCUCUAUGGCAACAUAAGUAAUUUCAGUCUCAUAAACAUGGUUUGUAAUUUGUAGAGAUGAGAAUAGUGGUAAAUCCACUCAUCGCUGCAUUUGUCCAGUAUUUUUUUUAAAAUGGUACCUUUAUUUAACUAGGCAAGUCAGCCUAGGAACUGUGGGUCAACUGCCUGUUCAGGGGCAGAACGACAGAUUUGUACCUUGUCAGCUCGGGGAUUUGAACUUGCAACCUUUCGGUUACAAGUCCAACACUGUAACCACUAGGCUACUCUGCUGCCUCUUUAAAAAAUAUAUAUUUUAUGCCACUUGGUUGUUGUUGUAACUGACUUAUUUGAAGUGAAAGUAAUAUUUUUCCUGUUUAUUUUACAGUGCUUGAGAAGGUAUUUAAAUCCACAAAUCAUCUUGCUAUUAUAUCCUUCAUUCUGACAUAAAUGUCUAAAUAUGAGCUGUCUGUUUGUAAAAAAAAUAAAGCACUACAUCAUACUGAAA